Molecule: messenger RNA, 1777 nt
Organism: Pseudo-nitzschia multistriata
Lineage: Eukaryota; Bacillariophyta; Bacillariophyceae; Bacillariales; Bacillariaceae
Source: the annotation of a GenBank genome assembly
CAUUUCCAAGAGCGACGAGACCAGACCAGACCAGAAGUCCAGGUAGCUGUUGCUAGCUGGUUCUAUCCCCCAGCCUCCCACACCACCGCAACGAUGGGGUCUUCGAUCCGCCGGACGGACCUCCUGGCCCUCUCGAACCUGCGGAACGACGGCCGCAAGCCGGGGGAGAUCCGGCGCAUGCGGGUCCAGCUGGGCCCCGCCUCCAACACCGCGAGCGGGGACGCCGUCGGCGGGAGCGCCCUGGUGGAGAUGGGCCUGACCGUGGCCAUGGCCACCGUCCGCGGCCCCGUGGCCUGCCUCCGGAGGUCCGACGAGCUCCCGGACCGGGCCGUUGUGGACGUCUCGGUCCGGGCGGUGCCCUUUGCCCCGACCGACCGGCGGGUCACCAACCCCAACACGGACCGCCGGCUCAUCGAGGCGGGCCACCUCCUCAAGCGGGCGCUGGAGGCGACCAUCCUGCUCCGGCUCUACCCCAAGUCGCGGAUCGAGGUCCGGGUCGUGGUCCUGGCCGACGACGGGGGACGCCUCUGCGCGGCCAUCAACGCGGCGAGCGCCGCCCUCAUCGACGCGGGGAUCCCCAUGCGGGACGUCCUGUCGGCCUGCUCGGCCGGGUACGCCGGCGGGACGACCGACACGACCCUGGUCGACCUCAACCGCCGGGAGGAGUCUCCCCAGCAGGGCAAGAACGCGGUCUGCCUGCCCUGCGCGAUGCUCCCCCAGCGGGGGACCCUCGUCCUCUCCCAGUGCGAGGCCCGGCUUCCCGACGUUCGGACGCUCGACCGGGUCCUGGAGGCCGCCAUGGCCGGCUGCCGGGCCGUCUUUGACGUCCUGCAGGCGGCCGUGCGGGAGCGGGCGGCGGCGCUCAUGGGCCUCCGGGAGGGGACCGGGACGAUCGUCGAUUCCUUUGCCGGGGCCAAGCUGGCGGCGUAGCCGCUUCGGGGGCGGGCAAGCGAGUUCCAUUCAUUCAUUCAUUCACUUCCUUCCAUCCAUUCAUCCAUCAAUCCACGGCAAGCGGUUUCGGUGCCGAUCGCUGGAUCCGACCGACCGUCGCACCAUGCACAAAAGGUAAGUUCCCGAUCUAGUUAGUCUGAUUGCACAACGGAACUAGUAUGGGUGGGCAGCGAGAGGAAAGCGGGGAUGCGCGACACAAACGAGACAAUCAAGGGAGGAAGACAAACAUUAACUUUUCUAUAUACUUUCCUACGGGCGUCGAUGCACACCCGGUGGGGAUACCAUCUCUGUGGUUCUGAUGAUUGGUUUCGUCGCGCACACCGCUCCCUUGCCGCACCGCCCGCCCAGAUGCGGUUCCAUUUUCCCGGCUGACAGCAACGGAAACAAGAGGCCCUUGCGCGCGCCGCUGUGAUUGUUUUUGACCGGAAAACGAAGAAGAGAGAGGUUCGGCCGUGACGACAAACAUGCGUAUUUCUUGACGUGAUAGGACUAACUAUCUCUUCACUAUGGAAGCUUAAUCUUUGAGAACGUAGCCGUCAUCCAAUCGAAUCGAAUCGAAUCGAAUCGAAAACAAUCGCAAUGGCCUGGGCGGGACUGUGGUGUGAACCGUGGCUUUUGUCCUUUUUCGACGCUGUUCCCACUCACGCUUCUUGUGAUUCACUACAUUUCAUAGGUGAUGAAUCAACCAAAUCGAGUGAUCGGUUAUUUGAAUUGGCAAUCACGAAUGAAACGAGGACUGAACCCCAGGGCAAGAGAAAGGGAUUCACGAAUAGGUGAAGACACGAUUCAUACACUGAUAGUGAACGUAUAAAGCACACACCCCGCA